AUGGAAUUUCCGGUUUGGUUGUGGCGCCCUAAUGUGCAGCCAGAAUCCCCGGUGAAGGCGGACGACUAUAAGUGUUGCUAUUUUUGCGGUUGCUCAUCAAAGUGCUGGUUCACGCUAUGCACGGCGAUCUGGAUCCUCGCUUCUAUCAUUUUCAUUGCUUCCGCCAUUUUUGUCUUCCUCGUCCGACCCGAUGUUACGGUGAUUGCCCUAAGACAACCAGGGCUUUACCUUCGUCUGGCAGUCAUUGUCUUGGGCUUCCUUGCCGUCAGAGCCAUUAUGACAAAGAAACCCGGCUACAUGCAGGCCUUUAUCAUCGUUUUUGCUUCCCUCCAAGCGUUGACACUCCUUGCAGAAAUCUUUUUUGGGCAUCACCGUGAUCAGGGAUACAACUAUGAGGGCCGAGGGUAUCGCGAUGAUACCGUGGGAUACAACGAUGGUGCAAUGGGGUACCGCAAUGAUCACAUCGGCAUGUGGGAGAUUACCGAACGAAUUCCGGGGCUGAUUAUUGGCGCAAUAGUAGCAAUCUGGAUGAACGUUGUCGUCUAUAUGUACUACUCCUAUAUCAGGGAUCGCCAGCUCGAGGUCGAACAGCAAGAGUUAUGUUCUGCUGUGUCAAAUUUUCGAUGGCUUGAGUUGUCGAGGAUGGGAUUCCCCGUUUGGCUAUGGCGUCCUAAAGUUCAGCCGAAAUCGCCGGUGGAGCCAGGAAAUUAUCUUUGUUGCGGAUGUUGCUGCUGUACCGCGAAGUGCUGCUUCACCUUUGACACGAUCAUCUGGGUGAUCUCCGCGGCCUUGUUCUGUCUCAUCGUUGGAAUCUCGCUCAUCAUUAAGCCCCUACUCAUAUGGCGCUAUCUCGAGAAUGCACAGUUUUUCAUAUGGGGUGCCACCGUGUUA
Molecule: messenger RNA, 891 nt
Organism: Mesorhabditis spiculigera
Lineage: Eukaryota; Metazoa; Nematoda; Chromadorea; Rhabditida; Rhabditidae
Source: the annotation of a GenBank genome assembly